Molecule: messenger RNA, 3754 nt
Organism: Sycon ciliatum
Lineage: Eukaryota; Metazoa; Porifera; Calcarea; Leucosolenida; Sycettidae
Exons: 10
Coding region: 750-3209 (819 amino acids)
Source: RefSeq, a predicted model, not a curated record
AAGCCCACGACUCCCCGAUUUCAACACGGCAACGGCCAGCUUGGUCAUACAGUCACCAUUGUCGCAGAUUCUCUCUCCCGCGGCCAGGCAUCCUGAUCUGCUCCGGUGUGCAAGCAUAGCGUUUGUGCGCCGAUUCUGGACCUGCACGCGCACAAAGCGCACGAACGAAGACGUAACGACGUGUCGUUGUCGAUGACGACCCGAUGGUCCGGAUGUGAGUGUUAGGAAACGGAUUUUUUGAAUGAAUCCGCAAUGGAAGACUAUCAGAUGUAGAUAGUCGUUAUUUGCGUUGUUUGCUGUUGGAUUCUCGUUCCUGUUCCUUCCACGGCAUCCUUUCGUGCAGAUGGACUGUGUGAGCAUGCAUUGACUAGCCCGCGAGCUCUCCUUCUAAAAAAUCUCGGAGACGUGUGCAGGAAGAAACAUCGGAACGCUGGGUACUAAUACGAGGCCGUAGAAAAAAGACCUGUUUUUCAUAGUUCCGGAGAAUGGAGAGUCAUUGGAGACGUUACUAGCGACAGGUAAACAACCUUCAGUGAUUGGAGCUUCGAUGAAAGAAGAGCACACGGGAUUGUCACUGGUGCUGCUUGUAGUGUUCGCGACUACCUGUCCCAUAACCCGCCAGUCUCUAACAGUGCCUUGUUUGACAGGAUUGUUUGCUGUACGUCGAGCGGCUCCUGAAGAGGGAAGGAGUACGAUUGAAGUCUUUCACAGACUGGAGAGUCAUUAAAGCCGUGGCGGUCAGGAAAGAUAUGGCAAACCGGCGGUUGUCCACCUCGCUCCUGUCGGCGGUCAGUGUUUGGUGUGUGUUGAUGCUAACUGCGACCGGACAGGAGACGCUCGGUCCCCCAGUACAAGGAAGCGGAGACACAACAACCCAAACACUCCCACCAACACCUCAAACGGCAGCAACAACAGCAAAACCAACGGUACAAACCGGAUUGACCACUUUACAACUAAUAUUUCAGACUUCGCUACCCAGGCAACCGGAUGCAACAUCCACAAAGAUAGUAACCUCUCCAACAAGUACAUCAACAACUGCAACAGCCAUAACCAUGCACCAGCAAGUCAUGACUGAACAAGGAAGCGGGGACACAACAACCCAAACACUCCCACCAACACCUCAAACGGCAGCAACAACAACUAAACCAAUGGUACAAACCGGAUUGACCACUUUACAACUAAUAUUUCAGACUUCGCUACCCAGGCAACCGGAUGCAACAUCCACAAAGAUAGUAACCUCUCCAACAAGUACAUCAACAACUGCAACAGCCAUAACCAUGCACCAGCAAGUCAUGACUGAACAAGGAAGCGGGGACACAACAACCCAAACACUUCCACCAACACCUCAAACGGCAGCAACAACAACUAAACCCACAGUAAAAACCGGAUUGACCACUUUACAAGUAAUAUUUCAAACUUCACUAUCCAGGCAACCGGAUGCAACAUCCACAAAGAUAGUAACCUCUCCGACAAGUACAUCAACAACUGCAACAGCCAUAACCGUGCACCAGCAAAUCAUGACUGGAAACGCAUUGGCAAUAGGUGUGGGAGCUGGUGUUGGUGGAGUACUGCUGGUGUUGGUCAUUGUCAUCAUUCUGAUUGUCCUUAUCAGAGGAAGGACCGGAGGUGGACAUGAAUCCGAAGUGGCAGGUGGGAAGAGCACAUCAAUAAGCAUCAGAAGUAAAUUCUCCUCCCUCCAAGCUAGAGACAACUACGACCUGGUGGUUCUGUCGAACUAUUCAACUGUAAAUGAAGAAGAAAAAGGUAGACGACCUUUCAAAAAGGCCCUCUCUAGUCAACCAGCAUUGGAGAUGGUGGAAUCCACCUUCUCACCGGGCUCCCAAGAGACCAGGAGUGGCAGUGGAGGUGACAAAUUCGCCACAACAAUAUUGUAUCAUGAUAUAGGUCCGGCAUCUGUUGAGAAGAAUACACCAUAUUACUCAGCUAUGACGAAAGUGAGGGGGACAUCAUCAACCGAAACAACUUCGAAUCCUUCAGCGUUAAUGGGUGCAGCUGCGUACGAAGAGAUGGCUCCAAUAGGCAAGAAAGAGGAACAGAAUACAUCACAAGUUGCUGCUUCAGUGUCUCCAGCAUUAGUGGGCGCAUAUGUGUACGAGGAGAUGGCUCCAUUGGGAAAGAAGGAGGAACAGAAUGCCGUUGAUGCUGCAGUGUCUCCAGCGAUAAUGGGUGCAUCCAUGUACGAAGAGAUGGCUCCAUUAGGCAUGAAAGAGAAACAUGAUGCAUCACAAGUUGCUGUUUCAGUGUCUCCAGCAUUAGUGGGCGCAUAUGUGUACGAGGAGAUGGCUCCAUUGGGAAAGGAGGAACAGAAUGCCAUUGAUGCUGCAGUGUCUUCAGCGUUAAUGGGUGCAUCCUUAUACGAAGAGAUGGCUCAAUUAGGCAAGAAGGAGGAACAGGAUACAUCACAAGUUGCUGCUCCAACGUUUACCAAUAUGUACCAACAACUGGGGCCUGCUGGUGCAACAGAGCAACACCAAAGUAUAACUCCUGCCCAGGCUGAGAGAGUACCUACCGAGAGCAUGACGUCACCCAAGCAUACAUCCAUGGAUAAAGAGGCAGCACCAGCAAGCAAGAUAGAGCAAUACGAAACACUCAUUCCUGACGUUCAACGGAAGAACAUGAAGAACAUGACACCAAACUCUACACCAAUGCCAGCAAAUACUACCAGCGUCUACCAGACAGUGGGAGAUGGAAGUCAGAAGGAGCAAUACCAAUCACCCACCUCUGAUGUACGCCGGUCUGUAAAAGACAGUGCCUCCAGCAGUAUACCUACAGCAUCAGCUCUUGGCCAGGACGUGAAUGUAUUGAACAAACAGGGACGAUACCGAUCACGAGGUGCUUCUGGCCGCUUACCAAGACCCACACAGUCCAAGCAAGUGUCUGGACAAGCCCAGAGAAGCAAGUUGACGCAAGAUACUCGAGAUGUCAGGACAGUGUCUCUUUCCUCUGCAACUAACCAGCCACCCAACAGGGGAUCCAAUGCCUCACCAGCAAACGCUGGAAGCGCUGUCUAUCAAGCUCUAGGAACAGAAAACCUAUAUGAAUCGACUACAGUUCCCAAGCCCAGCAACACAAUGCAGGAAGUUGGUCUUGCAGCGGAGCCCACAGGAGAUUACCAAGCAAUACUGGCAGCAUACGUGCAAACGUCUGAGUACGAGCAGCCACGGAAGCACGAGAAAUCACCAUCAUAAAUACAGUGUGUCAUCAUGUGUCAUCGUGCUCAUAUCGACCAGAAUAUAGAGAUAUGGAGAUGUGGAGAUAUGGAGAUUGCUUGUACGCGAGUGCUACACUUCUCUGUGGUAUAAUUUUUAACUAUGCUAGUAGUAGUAGCGACUUAGGCUGUGAUAGAGGGCGAAGUCGCUGGUUGAUCCUCCGUGCCCAUGCUUCAUGUCGAUUUACUUGACUCUUAACAGACUCACUAUUCAGUGCCAUCCGGAGCGCAUCCAACAUUCCACUUGCCAGCCUGCAAGAAAGCACCGCUCCCAGCACAGUGCACGCCGGAUUGCAGAUGUUAGUACUGCUGAAAAUAAUAGUUAUCACUCUGAUCGGCUAUUUUUACAGGAGUUUAUGGCAAGCAAGCUAUUUAAAGCCUUUCUCACUUUUUCCGCAAUUUUAUUGCCUUCUUCCACCACAGAAAAAAUGUCAGCGCCUGUCAAUUAACAACAACUUUUUCAAGUACUAUUCACAUAAUUAUGAAGGAACAUUAGUUGGUUGUUCCAACGAGGAACACACGCUU